AUGCGUCCUAUAUUGAAGAAGAGACCUAGAGAAGAGACAGUCAGCUGUCUGUCCCCAAACAAGUUGUUGGCAAAGAGCUGCAAUUUGAGAGGUGGAAGGCACAAACAGACAAGAAGACCUGGAGACCAGAAGACCCAUGCUCUCGGAAAGGCUCCUCCCCACCCAUCUGAUGCUCCAAAGUGGAAUGAUGGUCCCCCUGGCCACCUUUCCUCAGUACCCAGUCAGAAUUCGGCAGAAACCCUGGCCAAAUAUAGUUGGAAGCAAAAGAAGGCAUCUCAGAAAGCCGAGGAGAAAAAAAAGAAUCGUGUGACAUUCAAUUUAUCAGUCACAGACUUUGGGGCCCACCAGUCUUUCGCCUCCAUAGAUGAUGACUUCGAUGAUGCCGAUAGCAAGGCUCCUGUCUUCAAACCUGAGCUAGUCACUGCCCAUUGCUUCAGGCGAUUGAAGCAGAAAGACUUCCGUCUGCCACAGAGCCGCCGGCGGAUCAUCAUUGUGUCUGGCACAAAGGACCAGGUGCGAGCCCAGCCCACAACCCCUCCUCAAGCUCCGCUUCCACUCACGCCCAGCUUCCAAGUUCCCGAUGUUGGAGACACCCAAGAGCUACCAGUGAACAUGAAGCUCUUGCUGAGUCAGAGGGCCAAGCUUCGGAAGCAGCUGGAGACAUUUGGCGAUGUCAAGACGUGGCUAGACAACAAACCCACCAUCACGUCCUCAGAAUUCAAGGUUCUGUGCAUGAUUCGCCAGGAGCAAACAGCCCCAAAGCGUACCUUGAUUCCAGUCGGGAAACCCAAGGGUAAACCUCUCAAACAUACCCGCCAGCCUAUACCCCAGCUUCGACUGCCUAAGCCCCCUGUCCUGUCUGACAUGUAUGCCUUCCUGCGGAGUCGAAAGAUCAAGAUCCUGGAGGUAUUUAGCAAGGCGGAUCGGAGUGAGAACCACCGCAUCUCCAGGGAGGACUUUCUCAUGGCUGUGAAGGCAAUUGGAGUUCCUCUGAAGAGCCAGGAGCUGGAGGACAUCAUCAUCUACCUUGGCUCUCUUGGGAAGCAGAAUGCCAUCACCACAGAAGCCCUGGCCAGUACCUACAAGCAGUGGUCACUGGUCCAUCAGCAAAGCACCAUACCUACCGCCAGGGAGUAUCACAAUUUGUCUACAAGGAGAACUGCCCUGAAAUAUCCCCCUAAAAUGCAGCAGGCUAUCUCAUCCCAACAGCCUCCCAACAUGGACCUGCUAAAGGUGCCUGAGGUUGAUACAAAGAUGGAGGGGCGGCCCAUGUCUGACGAGGACAUGGAGGAUGUGGGCAGACGGUACCGAGAGAGGCGGAGACAGUACAAGCUCUCUCUCCCCUCCAUCCAAUACCUGGAGAACUGCCGGCUGGUUCGAUCUGGAACAAAACAGUUUGAUGAUCACUGCCUGCCAACCACUAUUUCUGGGGAGAUUGAGGAACUGCUCAAUAUGACCCGCAGGAAUAACUUCCUAGUCUACCUGCAGUGCUGGGAACUCUGUGAGGCCUACGGUCUCCCGCUGACUGAAGAUAUCCUCAUGAGAGCGCUGCUGUAUCCGGGAGACAGGAUAAUUUCUCUGAAAGAAGAAGUCCGCCCAAUCCGGCAGCCUGGAGGGUAUUACAUAGACCACAGGAUUGUGCACAGCCUGGCUGGAUUCAAGAACCUCCACAAGCGUGGGGAAAAGGAGACAGACAAGAAAACAUCGGAGAAAAUGAAGGAAAUGCACUUUCCCGAUUUCGAGGAAUUUACCGGGAAGCUUAAGUCGAAGAGGCUAAGAGGUCCCUCACGCACCCACCCCAAUCACUUCUGGCCUGGUCACCUUCUGGACAAGCUGCGGCUCUACCUGCCCACUGUGUCCAGGGACCAGAGCCUGGCGAUCUUCAGCUGUAUAGAACACAAGCCCCCUGCUUACUCUGCCGUCUACAACUCUAAGGACUGGUGGCCCAUGAAAGACGUUAAUUACAUGACCUAUGCCUAUUAUGAUGCAAAGAAGGUAUACUUCAUCAACUAGAGGCCUGAAGCAUGCUGGGUCAGAAGACUGCAGCCAGGAGCCCACAGCUGCAGACCUGAGAUACCAACCGGCUAUACAAAGGAAACAUUCCCAGGGAAGGUCUGGGGAUAUGUCUUCUGACGCCCCAGUGUCCAGUGGAGUGUGGAUGUGUCCGCACGCACACAUGCUGUGCUUUCUUCUCUGUCAUGACCUCUGUCCUUUUGAAAUAAACCAAAUUAGAGCUGACCUGUAA
This is a messenger RNA of Rattus rattus (black rat), 2245 nucleotides long. RefSeq names its product EF-hand calcium binding domain 12 (gene Efcab12). NCBI's taxonomy places the organism in Eukaryota, Metazoa, Chordata, Mammalia, Rodentia, Muridae. The record is from RefSeq and is a predicted model, not a curated record. Gene Ontology annotation, molecular function: calcium ion binding. The transcript is spliced from 9 exons. Bases 1 to 2013 code for a protein of 670 amino acids.